Molecule: messenger RNA, 6568 nt
Organism: Conger conger (European conger)
Lineage: Eukaryota; Metazoa; Chordata; Actinopteri; Anguilliformes; Congridae
Product: paternally-expressed gene 3 protein
Exons: 16
Coding region: 1251-5252 (1333 amino acids)
Biological process (GO): regulation of ARF protein signal transduction
Molecular function (GO): guanyl-nucleotide exchange factor activity
Source: RefSeq, a predicted model, not a curated record
UUAAAGAAAUUACAUGAAUUUGCCAUUUAGGAUUGCUAGUAAAUGACACCAGCCAACUUAUUCACAAGCACUUAGUCUGUUACAGCAUACUGAUUUUGUGUCUUUAAAUGUAGAAAUUUGUUUUUGUUCCAGUGUUGACGUUUCCAGUGUGUGAGGCUUUAAAAUACAACAUUUGGUUGGUUUACUACUGGUUGUCUAAAAUACGGCUGGUGUAUAUUUCUUUGCUUGUUUUUUUUAUGUCUGCAACCACAAGGGGCUUUCCAUACACACAUACAGAACAAGCACAUUCAAACUCUUCCUCUCGCUUGCACACAAACACUCACACACAAGCACACACACACACACACACACACACACACACACUUACAGCUGUCAGGAACUCAUUUAGCAGCAGUUAUUUCAGUUGAGCAGCCUUCCUUCCCAUUUUUGAAAUACUGAACACUCUGUGACCUAAUCGGGGUCUGCGUUUUAAAACCACUUCUUCAGCACGGCCUCUAUAGCUAAGAGCAUUUCCUCAGGUCGCCCUCCAGGAAAUUAUAAAUUUAAAUUUGAAGUCUUAAGCCGGCAACAAAAAAAGUCACAGUGUCUGACGCUGAACCUGAGAGGAGCGUCUGCAGGUCACAGGCCGUCCCCGACGGUGGACUGCUCUAAUUAACUGUCCUGUUGCAGUGUGCUAAACAGGAGCUGUCAGCCUUGCAGUAGGCCAGGGCUUUGGGCAGGCCUCCAUAUGCAUUCUCGACAUGUCAAAUCAGGUCCCUGUGUAUUUUUUAUUUUUUUUGUGAAAGGAGUUGCUACAGCACGUAGUUGUUUGGUCUCUCUGGAUUAUGACUUGCGCUGUGGCAUUUUCUCCCACCGGUGUCUGCAUCUGCAGGUAUGACACGCUCAGGACAGGAAGCCAAUAAUCCGCGCUAUGGUCAGAUCAGGCUCUGUCUGUCAGCCUAACUUCAGUCGCGGUUACCUUCCGAAACCCGCCGCGGGCGGGGCCAAAGAGCACAGACGGGAAACAGGAAGCCUGGAGCUGCAGAGUAGAAGACGUCAGAUCGGCAACGCGGGAACAGGUUCUUCCUGUGACGGUUGAAAGUGCCUGCAUGGAGAACACCCUGACGGAUUACGCUGUGGCAAACAUGGACGUCACGCUGACCACAGAGGACUAAACAAACAUGGCCGCCCCUCUCUGACCGCAGAGGAAGUCAGAGACUCUGCGCCUCAGCUCGCUUCCUCAGCGCAGACUCCCGGCUCGCAGCCUGGCGAUGGAGGCGGGGCCGGAUGGGCUUCCGGCUGAUUGCGCCUCUUCGGCGCAGCGCGGCGUUUCGGUGCGUGACACAUUUUCCGCGGAGGACUUGUGGAACUCUCUGGACAUGCAGAUGCUGCAAGACGAGCUGGACUCCAUGCUGCGGGACCAGGGGGAGGGGGACAGCGAGAGAGUCCGCCCCUCGGGACAGGAGACGGGGGUUUCCGGGGACUGCGACCCCGCCCGGACUGACCCCCCCGCCUCGCCCUCCCAGACAGGCGAUCGAGGGGGGCUCCUUCACACCCCCAACACUGACAUCAGCUCCGCCGACGAGCUGGACUCGGCCGGCUGGACCAAUCAGGAGUUCAGCUGGAUGGACAACCCCCUGACACAUCAGCAGCUCUGUGAGGAACCCUUGGGACAGGAGGGGGAUGGGGAAAUACUGGCCCCAAACAGCGUCCCUGGAAUACUGGCCCCAAACAGCGCCCCGGAGCAGGGCCAGGAGAACACACCUCAUCAGUUUCACGAAUGCGAUUGGCCAGACAAGGAGGGGUUUGCGACACUGAUGCAGGAAGUGGGGGGACCAACAUUGGAACCGAAAGAGUGCACAGAUACAGAGAGGCAGGUGGGUGAAUCCCAUGAGGCCACAGAAGGGGACAGGCUGGAGGGGACUGAGUGUUCGGCUGGGGAAGUGUCGACCGCAGGGAACACCGUGACCCCAUCAUCAACGGCAACCACAGGGCCUCAACCAGUGUGCGUGGAGAUCCUGGUGGAGGAUAGCACAGAUGGCGCCGUCUCCUCACACUGUUUGUGUCAGACUGCGGAGGAGACGCAGCCCCCAGGAGCCGGGGGAACUGCGAGGCCCCCCGGUGGCUCGGAGGCUGCGACCGGGGUGGACCGUUACAGUCCUGACCCCGUGACGGAAGAGGAACAGGGACCGUGCACCUCCUUAAACGCUCCCACGGGGAUCAGCCUCCUGCAGGAGUACCGCUCCGAGGCUGCGGAGGGAGGAGAGGGGAACGGGGGUGAAGAGGCCAGCCUAGGACAGGAGGAGCUGGCCUGCCCGUGUCCGGGUGGUCCCGACACCCAGGAAGGCUUGAAGAGGACACAGCCCUCAGAGCGUGAAAUGGCUGAGCUGAAGAGGCUUCUGGAAGAGCUGGAGGAGUUCAGCAGCCUGUCCGACCAGUGGGCUCAACAGAGACGCCUAGAGCAGCUGGAGCAGCUGGAGCAGCCAGAGCAGCCGGGGCAGUCUAAAUACAUACAGCAGCCAGAGCAGACAGUGCAUUUGGAACAGCCAGAGCAGACAGUGCAUUUGGAACAGCCAGAGCAGACGGAGCAUUUGGAACAGCCAGAGCAGACGGAGCAUUUGGAACAGCCAGAGCAGACUGUGCAUUUGGAACUGCCAGAACAGACAGUGCAUUUUGAACAGCCAGAGCAGACAGUGCAUUUGGAACAGCCAGAGCAGACAGUGCAUUUGGAACAGCCAGAGCAGACGGAGCAUUUGGAACAGCCAGAGCAGACGGAGCAUUUGGAACAGCCAGAGCAGACUGUGUAUUUGGAACUGCCAGAACAGACAGUGCAUUUUGAACAGCCAGAGCAGACAGUGCAUUUGGAACAGCCAGAGCAGACGGAGCAUUUGGAACAGCCAGAGCAGACGGAGCAUUUGGAACAGCCAGAGCAGACUGUGCAUUUGGAACUGCCAGAACAGACAGUGCAUUUGGAACAGCCAGAGCAGACAGUGCAUUUGGAACAGCCAGAGCAGACAGGGAAUUUGGAACAGCCAGAGCAGACAGUGCUUUUGGAACAGCCAGAGCAGACAGUGCAUUUGGAACAGCCAGAGCAUACGGGGCAUUUGGAACAGCCAGAGCAGACGGGGCAUUUGGAACAGCCAGAGCAGACGGUGCAUUUGGAACAGCCAGAGCAGACGGUGCAUUUGGAACAGCCAGAGCAGACGGUGCAUUUGGAACAGCCAGAGCAGACGGUGCAUUUGGAACAGCCAGAGCAGACAGUGCAUUUGGAACAGCCAGAGCACACUGUGCAUUUGGAACAGCCAGAGCAGACGGUGCAUUUGGAACAGCCAGAGCAGACGGUGCAUUUGGAACAGCCAGAGCAGACAGUGCAUUUGGAACAGCCAGAGCAGACGGGGCAUUUGGAACAGCCAGAGCAGAUGGUGCAUUUGGAACAGCCAGAGCAGACAGUGCAUUUGGAACAGCCAGAGCACACAGUGCAUUUGGAACAGCCAGAGCACACAGUGCAUUUGGAACAGCCAGAGCAGACAGUGCAUUUGGAACAGCCAGAGCACACAGUGCAUUUGGAACAGCCAGAGCACACAGUGCAUUUGGAACAGCCAGAGCACACAGUGCAUUUGGAACAGCCAGAGCAGACAGUGCAUUUGGAACAGUCAGAGCAGCCAGAGCAGAUGGUGCAUUUGGAACAGCCAGAGCAGACAGUGCAUUUGGAACAGCCAGAGCAGACAGUGCAUUUGGAACAGUCAGAGCAGUCAGAGCAGCCGGAGCAGAUGCACCCUGCAGACCCUGCGCAGCCCUGCUCCCUCCAGGGUACUGUGAACGGCGUGGGCGUGGACCGGGCAGCAGCGCGCAGGCUGGCCGAAAGACUCUACAAGCUGAAGGACUUCCGGCGCACACACGUGGUCCGGCACAUGGACAAAGAUAAUGAGUUCAGCAGAGUAGUGGGGGAGGAGUAUCUGAAGUUCUUCGACUUCACCGGUCAGACCCUCGACCAGGCCCUGAGGUCCUUCAUGAGCGUGGUGGUGCUGAUUGGAGAGACUCAGGAGAGGGAGCGGGUGCUUCAGCGGUUCUCCGAGCGUUUCCAUGACUGCAACCCCAACAGCUUCUCCUCCUCAGGGGCUGUUCUCACACUCACCUGUGCGGUGAUGCUCCUGAACACUGACCUGCAUGGACAGAAUGUAGGCAAACCCAUGUCCAUGUCCAGCUUUGUGUCCAACCUGGACGGUAUGAAUGAAGGAGGGAGCUUCCACAAGGAGAUGCUGAAGGGUCUGUACAGCUCCAUUAAGAGUGAGCGACUGCAGUGGGCUAUUGAUGAGGAGGAACUGAAGUCCUCUGCCUUGUUGCCGGGGGACGCAAAGGCAGACGCGCAGGCAUCCUCGAGGACCAACCCCUUCCAGGACAUUCCGCACGACGAGGCGGCCGCCGUGUUUAAGGAGGGCUUCCUGACGCGCAAGGCGCACGCGGACAUCGACGGGAAGAGGACUCCCUGGGGGAAGCGCAGCUGGAAGACAUUCUAUGCCGUGCUGAAAGGCAUGGUUCUGUACUUGAUGAAGGAUCAGAACAGUGGGGACUGGAGCAGUGCUGAGGAGGUGGUCAGUGUGCACCACUCCCUGGCCCUGCCGGACCUCAACUACACCAAGCGGCCCCACGUCUUCCGCCUACAGACCGCCGACUGGAGAGUGUACCUUCUGCAGGCCUCCUCGACGGAGGAGGUGAGCUCCUGGAUGUGCAGGAUAAACCUGGCCUCAGCACUGUACUCCUCCCCUCCAUUCCCUGCUGCUGUGGGCUCCCAGAGGAGGUUCAGCCGCCCCAUCCUGCCUGCCAAAUCCUCCCCCCUCACCCUGGAGCGGAAGAUGCAGUCCCACUCGCGCAUGCUGGAGUCCUUCUGCGACGACCUGCGCUUCCUGCAGGAGGACCUGCCCAGCGGCCGCAAGCUCAAAAGCCGCCAACUGGAGGAGCACCGCCUGAGAGAGGAGUACCUGCAGCACGAGAAGAAACGGUACGAGGUGUACGUGCGGAUGCUGGAGGUGUGGCAGGCCCUGGGCGGAGAAGUGGGCGGGCCGGUGGGCGGGGACGAGCUGCAGCUCUUCGACAGAGAGGUGCGCUCCGAAGCAGAGGAGGAGUGUCAGGGGGCGGGGCUAAAAAAGUCCUACUCCAGCCCCUCCCUGGACCAGGCCAUGGCUCCGCCCAACGAGGUAAAGAUCAAACGCAACAUCUCGGAAAGGCGCACCUGCCGCAAGGUCACCAUUCAGAGACGCAGCAGAGACAUCUGAACCAGGAAGACAACCUGCCACAUCACACACACUUCCUGUGCUGCCAUGACGUCACAUCCUGUGCACGCCUCCCCUCACUUCCUGGACAUCUGAACAUGGAAUCUCUUUUGCUCGACAACCCGCCACAUCACAUGUACUUCCUGUGGUGCCAUGAUGUCACAUCCUGUACACUCAAAUACCUUUUUUGUUUUACAAAGAACUUUUUUUAAUUUUAUUUUAUUUAUUGUUUUGUUCUUUGCACGUCUCUGGAGUUAAAUAUGAAAUCCACAUUCUUAUAAAUUAGUGAAGGUUUUUUCUCUGGAACAAAAAACGUGCUUAAGAGAAUAUGAAGAAUAAACCCUGUAGCACAAAGUUGUUUACGAUCCCAGGAGGUUGGAAAAGGAACACAAACUUCAUGGACACCUAGUGCUGGAAAAGCUUGUUUUUGUCAGCCUACACUCAGAGUCCCUAAAAUGUCUGCACUGCAUUCGUACGCAUGUCUGUUGCGCUUCUGUUUAAGGCAGAACUGCAGAAUCAUUCUCUCUGACUUCAUCUCUUAGCCUCAUACAUGGUCUUUCGUUUGUGAAACGCAAAGAGUCAAAACAGAUUUUCAUAAAGUGCUUCUGAAUUACAAAGGUACGGUUAAUGGACCUUUUUAGAAUCCUGCGUUCACGCUUGCUGUGAUAAAAACCAAAAUAAUUACAGUUACAGUUACAAUUAUGUUUCUUUUUUGUGUGGUGGUUUAAUACCUCCCGUCUCUGCUGUGUCUUGCGUUCUUUCUGGUGACUUUGUGCGUUCGUAGAAUCAUACCGAAGCAGUGUAAGUGUAUGUGUAUGUGUAAGUAAGAGUGCAACUGAACUGUAAGUGUUGAUUCUGCGAUAUCCAGAAGGGGACGCUGUGUGACAGCAUAUUGAAGAACGCACAGUGAGGCACAGUGGCGCAAGUAUUUCUUCCGUUGUUUUUGUUCUUUGUAAAUUUGUUUAAAUACUUGUUUAAAUUUGUUCAUACAUUUAUUGUGUUAAUACUUUGGUUUUCAAUAUAAAAGUCCUGGUUUGUAUUUAUAACAAUGUAUAUCAACGGAAUUUGACGGGUAAAAAAAAUCGGGAUUUGUUGUGAAUUGUUCCUUCGGUACUAGCUAAAUGAUUUGAUAUUUACCACCAAUGAAGGUUCUGGCCUUCACGAUAAAAGGUUUAAUAUAAAUUUUCCCAAUUCCGCUGCAUUCAACUGAGUGAGCUCGAGUGAACGCAAGCUGUUCGAAUGGCCCGGCACUUGAACAAUUCCCCUCAGGUGAUGUCAAGUCUUCCAAAACUGCAAUUAAAUUUUCAGGGCUCAUGAAA